AAUUUAAAGUGCCAGCAGAUGUAGUUGAGACUUCGCGAGUGAUGCACUGAAAUUGUCCAAGAGUUUAUCGCGAGUAUCCAAAGAUGCCUCACUACACCAAUCCCGCCUUCUGUCUCCAAAGUGAACUCUAUUCCCCGCCGGCGAAAGUGCAGAAGAGUGAAUCUGUGAAGUGUGUUCCGGUGUUUCAGCCGUUUUUACCCCCGAAGCCGGGCCCCAAGCCACUGUCUCUGGUCACAUCCAAGUCGUUUGGGUCCAUUGAAUUGAUCAAUACGACACGACCAACGCCAACUGUGGUCACUUCUUCGAGCCCCAUGCGAGGGAGACUCCAGACGAGCAGCAGCAGUGGAAGAUUCGCUCUGGUGCCCAUCGAGGAACUCUCCAAGACAGAGAAGAAUCGCUACACCGUGGUUCCGGCGCGCCAGGCGAAGCUACUCUCAAGCCGAGAGGCUCUUGAUACAUCCGAUGAGCUUCAAUUCUGCAGUUUGCCUGUUAAUUUCUCACCAGAAGAGCAGCCAAAGCUGAAGAACGCCUUCUCAACGAAUUUCGAUUCGAAGAGUUUCUUCCUCAAUGAUUCCCGUUACACGGUGUUCCCAACGGACAAGGAUGAGGAGAUUGUGGAUGACAAUCAUGAGAUUAUAGAGAUCCACAGUGGCAAGAAGAAGCAUAGAUAUGCUGUGGUGCCCACUGAGGAGGAUCCCGAUGACAUUCAGGAGCAGGAAGAGACUUCAAUGAGCACCAAUUUUCAGACGAUAGCCCGGAGUCCCUCACGAAGGAGGCUUCAUCAUAGCUAUGCCAGCAUCAGGGACACCAAAUCACCACCGAGAAUGGCUAAGGAUUCCACAGUUGCCACUCCUCAGCGUCCAGCACCGCCAGUUCCUAUCUCCAGUCUUACGCCGCAGAAGAACCUUGCCACACAGAAGCUUCAUGAGCUACUGUCCACGCCUCCGCAGAAGACACCGCAGAAGCGCAUUCCGGCUCCUCUCCAGCCGCAGACCAGCACCCCGCUGAAGCCGCACAUAACGCCACAGCGUCGUCUUCGCUACGAAGAACAGCAGCUGGGACACCAAGCAGCGGAUAUACGCACCACUGCAGUCAUUUCGCCGCGACUCCAGGCGCCCUCCUUCUAUGAUGCACCGUCCAGCACCAAGUCCUGGACGAAUCUCAGCUUCCAGAAGGUCGCCAAUGCCACAGCGACCAUCGGCGCCGUCUCUCUCAUGCUGAUCCUCUGCGGAAUGAUGAAUUCCGGACUCAGCAUCUACAUGGUGGCGCGUGUGGGGAGGUCACACUAUCUAGACACUGGCAUCAUAUCGGGAUUUGCUGCUGUGGCGCUGGGAUUCCUCGGCUUCCGCUCAAGACAGUGCGACUGGUUGCCCAACAGGAACUACAUCUCAGGCUAUAUCCUGGUCACGGUGUUCUCCCUCCUCAAUUGCUGUGGACUUCUCGUUCUGCUCACCCUUCAUCCCAUUCCCGGCACACCAAUUCACGACAUCACGACCGGAGUGGUGCUGGGACUCUCCUCACUCACGCUUCUCCUCAUCAGUUUGGGCGCGAUUUCGUCACGCUGGUGUCGCGCUCCGCCCCCGGAUAAUCGCGUCGACGUUGUUCACUGAGAGUGUCCUGAUGCUUGAGAUCAAAUAAAUUUUAUCCAGAAUCCUGAG
This is a messenger RNA of Phlebotomus argentipes, 1658 nucleotides long. RefSeq lists its product as uncharacterized. Lineage: Eukaryota; Metazoa; Arthropoda; Insecta; Diptera; Psychodidae. The coding region runs from base 84 to 1610 and encodes 508 amino acids. The transcript has 2 exons. The record is from RefSeq and is a predicted model, not a curated record.